AACCUGACGAACGUGGCCGUGCGCGAGUGCCUCGGGAAUCGAGUGAGUAACAAGUACUCGGAGGGUUACCCCAAGAAGAGAUACUACGGAGGGAAUGACUACAUUGAUAAAAUCGAGGAGCUCUGCCAAAAGAGGGCACUAGAAGCCUUCAACGUAAGCGAAGAAGAAUGGGGAGUGAACGUGCAACCUCUUUCCGGAUCUGCGGCCAAUGUCCAAGCCCUAUACGCUCUAGUAGGAGUAAAGGGAAAAAUAAUGGGAAUGCAUCUAUGCUCAGGAGGACAUUUAACACAUGGGUUCUUUGAUGAAAAAAAAAAAGUUUCAAUCACAUCGGACAUGUUUGAAUCAAAGCUCUACAAGUGUAACGACCAAGGAUAUGUAGACUUUGAUGUUGUUCGCGAGAUGGCCUUGUCCUUCCAACCUAAGGUCAUAAUAUGUGGAUACACGAGCUACCCUAGAGACAUAGACUAUCAGAAAUUUAGACAAAUCUGUGAUGAAGUGAAUGCAUAUCUAUUUGCAGAUAUUUCACACAUCUCAAGUUUUGUUGCAUGCAAAAUAUUGAAUAAUCCAUUUCUGCAUGCAGAUGUAGUUACCACAACGACUCAUAAAAUAUUAAGAGGGCCUAGAAGUGCUUUGGUAUUUUAUAAUAAAAAAAAAAAUCCAGGAAUUGAUCAAAAAAUAAAUAGUGCAGUAUUUCCUAGCUUCCAAGGGGGACCUCACAAUAACAAAAUUGCAGCUGUUGCUUGUCAAUUGAAGGAGGUUCAGUCAGCCGAUUUUAAGGCAUACACACAACAGGUUCUACUAAACAGUAAAGCACUAGCUAAAUCGUUACUUAGUAAAAAUAUUGACUUAGUUACCAACGGAACGGAUAAUCACCUUGUUGUUGUAGACCUGAGGAAGUUUGGCAUUACAGGAUCUAAACUACAGGAAACGUGUAAUGCGAUUAACGUGGCACUGAAUAAAAACACCAUUCCGUCGGAUGUGGACUGCGUCUCGCCGAGUGGGGUACGUAUUGGUACUCCUGCCAUGACUACCAGAGGUGCAAAGGAAAAGGACAUGGAAUUUAUCGCAGAUAUUUUGGAGAGGGCCAUCAAAAUAACUGUGGCUUUGCAGGAGCAGUAUGGAAAAAAACUCGUCGACUUUAAGAAGGGUUUGCCUGGUAAUGCUGAACUGCAGAAGUUGAAGCAGGAGGUUGUUAGCUGGGCCGGCGCCUUGCCCUUCCCCUGA
This is a messenger RNA of Plasmodium cynomolgi strain B, 1224 nucleotides long. Its product is annotated as serine hydroxymethyltransferase. Lineage: Eukaryota; Apicomplexa; Aconoidasida; Haemosporida; Plasmodiidae. The transcript has a single exon. The annotation marks the transcript as partial. Gene Ontology annotation, molecular function: serine binding; glycine hydroxymethyltransferase activity; zinc ion binding. The record is from RefSeq and is a predicted model, not a curated record. Gene Ontology annotation, biological process: L-serine catabolic process; tetrahydrofolate interconversion; folic acid metabolic process. Gene Ontology annotation, cellular component: cytoplasm.